This is a messenger RNA of Asterias rubens (European starfish), 3255 nucleotides long. RefSeq names its product G-protein coupled receptor moody-like. The transcript has a single exon. Gene Ontology annotation, cellular component: membrane. Lineage: Eukaryota; Metazoa; Echinodermata; Asteroidea; Forcipulatida; Asteriidae. Bases 199 to 1335 code for a protein of 378 amino acids. Gene Ontology annotation, biological process: G protein-coupled receptor signaling pathway. Gene Ontology annotation, molecular function: G protein-coupled receptor activity. The record is from RefSeq and is a predicted model, not a curated record.
UUCAUUGUACCACUUCCUGUUGAAUAUUCUGGUUGGAUUGGUUCUGGGCAUACAGCUCCAUACAUGCCUGUGCGUCUGAUGUUGUUACAUACACAAGUACAGUAGUGCAGAUUUGUAAAAUCAUUUUCUCGCACAGCUUUUAUUCUGUAACUCCCCAGCCGAGGGCAAAGACACGGAUUGAGGUACUGGUUGGGGAACAUGGCUGAUCUACCCAACAUAACAAUGUCUUUGACAGUAAAUGUUACGGAGGGUAACUUUACAUCCCCUCCUGCAAGCAGUGUAGCACCGGCAGCUGUGGAACUUCACUCGUACGGAGUGCUGGUGUUCAUUGCCUGUUGGUGGAUCCUGGUCGCAGUGCUGGGAAUCGCAGGUAACUUCAUGGUCAUCCUUUCGGCGGUCCUGAGCGAGAGCGUCCGUACGAUGACCAACGUCUUGGUGGUCAAUCUUAGCGUGGCUGACCUAUGGACGAGCCUGUCUCUUCCUUGGACUGUCAUUGCGUUGAUCGGCAACGGGACCUGGCCCCUCCGGACCGUCGUCCCGUGCCAAAUAGCGGCAUUUAUGUGGCACACCGGCCUGGGUGCCAGCCUCUAUAUUCUGGCUCUCAUCUCAGUGAACCGCCUGGUCAGAAUCACCCGCCCUGGCAUCUACAGGCGGAUCUUCACUCCCUGUUCGAUGGUCGGCAUCGUCUUCAUCUCAUGGGCCAUCCCAUUCACCGUCAUCUUGCUCCCGCUCACACUUGGUAUCGGCAGCCUGGGGCACGAUCUCAAGUUCAACACAUGCACUGACGAUGACCUGCAUGAAGAGGCGGCCAAGUACAACCUCGCACAGACCAUCGGGUUCUACCCCAUCCCCAUGGUCACUGUUCUCAUCAGCUACAUCAUCAUCUAUAUCCACAUCAGACGUCACUUCAAGAGGCAGAUAGAACAGAAAAAGAGUAACAGCGCCACAUUGUCAGCGGAUCCCAUUGAAGCAAGUGGCACCAGUGUUGCUUCAAUGUCCGUGACCGGAUCAGACGCGACCAUGGUCGAGAAACGCAAAAUCAGUCGCCAUCAACUCCAGAUCACCAAGAAUCUCUUUCUUACUUGCUGUGCUUUCAUGCUGUUGAUCUCCCCUUACUUCAUCUACUUGUUCAUCCCGAAUGCCAACGAUGCAUUCGCCCUGUACGGCGCAACCAUUCUGAUUUGCAACAGCUGCGUGAAUCCAAUCAUCUAUGCCUCUAAGCACCCUCAAUUCAAGAAGGUUCUCCGGCCGAUGCUGCGGUGUCGAUGGAGCGAAAUACCACAACCGUCUAAAACACUUCGCUAUCUCCGGAAAAAGAUGAACCAGAACGCCUAAAAGCGUGAAAACUCACACUAGCAAGAGUACCUUGUUUAAAUUUGAGCAUGGUUCUGAAACUUUACAACUUUACACGAGGCGUUGUGUAAAAUUCCGCAACAUGCUUUAAAAAAAGCAAGGUAGCCUUGUUAAAAUUGAUGUCGUGUGAAAGGGGCUUAAUGGAUAUUUUAAUGACCAUGGACGCCAGAGGCGUAAUUUACAAGUCGUUAGACACUGCAGCUUUAAAGGGAGUUAGAUAUGUCCAAUACAAUGUUUUUUUCUUCUUCAAAUGUGACUGUUGUCUGUUAUUGAACCUUUGUCCCCGUUGCAAAAACUAAUAUUCUGAGAAGUAUUUCCCUUUGACAACCAUCGAGGAAACAAUUCCACAAAUUCUUUAUUUAUAGUCAAGCUUGUGAGUGUUCAGUAGAAAAAGCGGGGUAAAUAAUCUAUAGAAAGCUCCACCAUUGUAUUGUGCUUUCUCGACAGUGUGACCAUUAGUUUAAUUCUGAUGACUUGUUGGCCGUAUCCGAGUUGGUGAGUAUACGGCUGCGGCUACAGGUAUACGACGUGAACCUCUCGUCAUUAUGCGUUGAAGUAUAUGGAAAGUCCUUAGCAACAGUCGUAGCCGUAAGUCACCCAUUCGGACACGGCCUGAUGGCACUGCUUGUUUAGGUUUGGUAUAAAGUCUAAAAAUGUAUUUGCUGGUAUUUGGGAGACAGUUUUUCCUUUGCCAAUUCAGUAUUAAUCAAAAACAAAACUGGUUAGUAACUCCAUUAUCUCACAUUGGAAUGUUGACUAUCCAGUCACAUGAUGGUGAUUGGUGAGUGUGGGGAAACGUCCCCCUAAAAACACAGUGUUAAUAAGAUUCUCUUCACUAAUAUUAGUGGCAGUCACAUAUAUUAACAAAAACCACAAUGAUAGGGAAACAAGUGUUUUGUUUGUUUAUCUAAAUCCAAUAGAAACUGUACUGUAUCAAACCGAAACGCCAUGUAGUGUUUACAAAUCGUCCAGAGCACGAUAUAUAUUGUGUUGGAUUCAAUUCAAUAUGGGAAGUAGGGCAUUAGACCCAAUUUAAACUUUCGCAAUGUUCAACAAAAAACAAGCAGUGUUUUUUCUUCUUUGCUUGUAAGUUAGCAGCUAUAAUAUGAAUCUUUAUUCAUCUUCCAUUAUGAUCUUCAUUUGAAUUGUCAUCUCUUUAAUAUUUAAGCGAAUUUGAAAGUUUAAUCAGAAAGCAUACUUUUCAUUAUAGAAAGUUAAAUUGUGUUAGUUAUAUAAAAAGAAAAUGUUUUAAAAUUAAUUAUGUGAAAUGGCCACAUAUUUUUUAAUGUAUAAUUUACUGUUAUAAUCAAAGAUUGAUUAUUAUUAUUUUGCAAUCAUGAGAACAGUCGCGUUUAUUGUUAUAUUGUCACGAGGCCCGAGGCCCACUGAAGACUUAAUAUUUUUUUCAUUUUGUCAUCAAUAUAAUGCAAAAGGAUACCAGGAAGUACGUUUAUAUCGGAAAGUAUUGUUUCGCUUUGCUGUUCUAUGUUUGACAUUUGUGUACAGUAUACGUUGUCCACUAUUCCAACUGGGGCGCUGUGCCAAGUUGAUACUUCUUUCCUCAAAAGGUUAUAGCUGUUUUGUGUUGCAUUUCCAACAUUCCCUUGCAUCGGGAAUGAUACGAUUUGAUACAAUUUGUUGAUCUCACAGCAAAACGAAAGUCCAAGAUCAAACAAACUGAAAUAGAAGACAAUGUUUUAAAACUGGGCCUGAAAACGCUCUCACCCACAACCAGAUUUAAAUAGCUGUUCAGGAAACUCGAUUAGUUAUAUAAACAAGAUUUCUCAUAUCUAUCAUUGUUUUUAUUUACCUGUCAAUUUCUUUGAUUUGUAUAUUUUCUUUGGUAAACGCUCUGGAAACAAUAAUAAAUCAGAAAAAAAAAAUCUAAAACCGAAAUGUGUU